AUGGAGAAAAAGAUAGUGCGCAAAGGGCCGCUGCCUAGAGGUCGCCAGGGCGCGUCUGGAGCUGGCGCUGGACGCGACAGCAUGCGGGCCGCCAGUCGAGCGCGGGGUGUUGCAAGACCACCUAGCAGCCCCCCGCAUCCAUCAUCCCCACCAGAAGGCUUGGAUUCGGCUAGGUCUUCCCGGACUCAGCAAGCGGCACCCGCCGCUGGUGGAGCACGUCGCAUGCGUUGGUCUAAAUCAAUGAAUGAAAACGCACGGCGGGCGUAUUUUAGGGCAAAAGGGGAAGAAACUGGAUGUUUGGCGUAUCGGGCUCGGAUGCAUCGCUUUUUUGCAGAGCUGGAGCCAUCUCUAUCCGUCACUGAGCAAAACCUGGCAGACCGAGUUAGGUACAUCCUGCGCUCCAACAUAUUUGGUGACGCCGAACUCGAGCGACUACGACGUGAGGCUAUUCCUUCAUCGAAUGGAAAUGCUACGGCUGGGAAUGCGGCGCCACUAGCUGCGCAACAAACUGCAUAUGUGGAUGCUGCCGUCAACAUUCCAUUUGUGGCUAAUUCAGACGAUGAUGGAAUAGUCUCCCACGAACUAGAGAAAAUGAGGAGCAUAUUGGAAGAGUCGAUGCUGGAAACGCGCAGCAUGCCUCUCGAAAAUCGACCGCGACUUCCCCGCAUACCCUUAAGCAAUCGAAAUCGGGCUGUCGUGAGGGCUCUUAACCCAAUGCUGGUGACCUAUUUGGAAGCCAGCCGGGACUUUGCGAGACGGAUUCGAUUCUCUUUGGCGCCGCACUGGCCGUUUGCCGUAUUAUUGGCGCCAAACUUCCCGUGGCUGGACGUGCUACUACACAAAGUAGCGCCAUCCCAGCCUGGAGGAAAAAGAAUCGAGGACCGUAUCGCAAAGGCAAGGGCCCUUAUCGGCAGACUGACAAGCUUCAGGUCGGGUAAUAAUAGACCGAGGAUUAUGCGCACCGUUAGGAUGGCGUUUGCUGGGACAAAUAUUUCAGUUUGUUCCAGCCGGAUAUCACUCAAAAACUAA
This is a messenger RNA of Parnassius apollo (apollo), 1029 nucleotides long. The record is from the annotation of a GenBank genome assembly. Lineage: Eukaryota; Metazoa; Arthropoda; Insecta; Lepidoptera; Papilionidae.